AGGGUUGGCCAAUCAGGAGUAACUGAACUCCAGGUUGUUCAAACAGUUGAUUACUUCAGAGGCUUGUGUUACUCAUUAGCCACGGUACACUGCACUCUAUUCCUUUGGGUAUAAGAAGGUGUGGGUGUCCCUUCAGCACCUUUACACUGUGUUGAGCUUCACACAACUGUCUCAGCCUCCAGCCGUCUUGGUGAAGGAGAAACCCAGAACCUCUGGAAAACCAUGGACUUCAGCGGAACAUGGCAAGUCUACGCUCAGGAAAACUACGAGGAGUUCCUCAGGGCCAUGGAACUCCCAGAAGAUGUGAUCAAGAUGGCCAAAGACAUCAAACCGAUCACUGAGAUCAAGCAGACGGGCAAUGAUUUCGUCAUCACCUCCAAGACGCCUGGAAAGUCGGUGAAAAACUCCUUCACCAUCGGGAAGGAGGCUGAAAUUACCACUAUGGAUGGCAAGAAGCUAAAGUGCAUUGUUAAUCUGGAGGGCAGCAAACUGGUCUGCAAAACUGGAAAGUUCAGUCAUAUGCAGGAGAUGAAGGGAGGAGAGAUGGUUGAGACUUUGACCGUGGGCUCAACAACUCUCGUCAGGAAGAGCAGAAAGAUUUAGGUCUGGCGGUGGGGAAAAAAAGUAUUUAAAUAAAAAAAGUGAUUGGUA
Molecule: messenger RNA, 651 nt
Organism: Austrofundulus limnaeus
Lineage: Eukaryota; Metazoa; Chordata; Actinopteri; Cyprinodontiformes; Rivulidae
Gene: fabp10a
Product: fatty acid binding protein 10a, liver basic
Exons: 4
Coding region: 223-603 (126 amino acids)
Molecular function (GO): lipid binding
Source: RefSeq, a predicted model, not a curated record